AUGGCGGACUGCUUGUCCUUUUUGCGGCUGUACAAUAUUGAAAAGAAAGAUGUCAUUGAAACUGAUGAAAGAAUUAUAUUUGGUGACUAUUCUUGGUCAAAAUUCACAAAUACCAAUUAUUUAAAAUAUGGUACUGGCCGUGAUGGUGCAACGAAGGAAUACUACACCUUGGCCUCCCUGGUGUUUCUACUCAAAAACGUCGACAUAAGUCAUUCAGUGUACGCUCAGAAAGCAAUUGCUGCUGGAAUACCACUUGUUUCCCGUCCCGAUAGAAAAGAUUUGCUUGCAUACCUGAAUGGUGAGACAUCUGUAUCUGCUAGCAUAGAUAAAAGUGCUCCUUUAGAACUUGGCCAGCAACAUGUCGUUCCAGCUGCUCCCUUGCCUCAAGUUAAGCGAUCUGUAGACGAAGGAACCAACUCAGACACUUUAAAGCGUGUGAAGACUGACGAAGAUGUUAAAGUAGAUAAGAAUCGUCUUGAGUCUCGCUUGGAGGCAAAUGUUAAAGAUAAAGUAGUAACAACGAAUCAACUUCGACCAUUGAGUGAAAGAAUAUCUGCGGAAAAGAUUGCUGCUCUUAAAGCUAAAAGAAUUGCUCACAAGCGUGAAACUAUUAAGGAUGACACAAUAACAGAAAUAGAACAAAGAAGUUUCGCUGAUGCAGAGGUAGAUGUUAGCAAAGAUAUUAUUAGCAAAGAAAAAGUAGUUAGAACCCGUGAAACGGUUAUGCGAUCAGCUAAAAAGUCAUUCACAAAUAUUCUGGACGUCAUAACUAACAUACAAUUAAGGGAACAAGGACGUAAUCUUAAUCAUAAUCACAAAACACCACCUCCUACGGAGCCUCCUCCAAAGAAAUCUGUUGCUCCUAUACCAUACAGUCGUUACGAUCAGGAAAGAUUUGCUGGGAAAGAAGAAACGGAAGGUUUUAAAAUCGAUACCAUGGGUACAUAUCGUGGAAUGAACUUUCAAUCUGUAACGGCUGGCGUAGCUGGAGCAAAGCGAAGGCCCGACCAUUCACAGAAAGAAAUGCCCGUGUCUGUUGCCAAGCCCCUUUCAGCUAAUCAACCUAAAUCUGGACACACAAAAAGAGAAUCGAGAACGCCUAUUAUUAUUGUACCUGCUACUGCAACAUCUACAAUUACACUUCUUAACGUGAAAGAUUUUCUACAAGAGUUCAAAUUCAUAAGUAAUGACGAGAAGAAAGCAAAAGGUGCGCAUCGUGAAAGUGAAGUGCUAGUGCAGCGUAAAAGGGAUUUAGGGAAUACUUCUGUAACUAUCCCAUUUAAAGUUAUCGACAACGUUAAUAAGCUGCAAAAGAACGAUUGGGAAAGAGUCGUUGCAGUUUUUGUACAAGGACCUACAUGGCAAUUUAAGGGUUGGCCUUGGUUACAGACUGAUAACUCGCCUGUGAAUAUCUUUGCGAAAGUGAGGGGCUUUCACCUGAAAUUUGAAGACUCCCGCAUGGACACUAAUAUUCAGAAGUGGGACGUGCAUAUAUUACAGAUUAGCCGCCAUAAACGCCAUUUAGAUCGUGCUUGUGCUUUAAGAUUUUGGGAAGUUCUCGAUAAGUUUGUAAGUAAGCAGAAUAAGUCUGGUCUUAGAUACUGA
This is a messenger RNA of Trichoplax adhaerens, 1605 nucleotides long. RefSeq lists its product as uncharacterized. The transcript has 19 exons. Bases 1 to 1605 code for a protein of 534 amino acids. Gene Ontology annotation, cellular component: Cdc73/Paf1 complex. Lineage: Eukaryota; Metazoa; Placozoa; Uniplacotomia; Trichoplacea; Trichoplacidae. Gene Ontology annotation, molecular function: RNA polymerase II complex binding. The record is from RefSeq and is a predicted model, not a curated record. Gene Ontology annotation, biological process: positive regulation of transcription elongation by RNA polymerase II; transcription elongation by RNA polymerase II.